This is a messenger RNA of Chara braunii, 2257 nucleotides long. The record is from the annotation of a GenBank genome assembly. NCBI's taxonomy places the organism in Eukaryota, Viridiplantae, Streptophyta, Charophyceae, Charales, Characeae.
CUGCAUCUUGAAAUCCUAUUCCCUUCUAUCCACAGUUGAUCAUUAUCAGUGCUUCUUCUGUUGAUCAAAGAGAGAAGCGCCUCAUGAAAGUGGCAUUCUGCUCCACCAUUGGUCUUCCCCACGACUAUAAUGAAGGUAAGCUAAUUGUGUGCCUCACAUUGCAAGUAUCCAGUAAGGUGUGGAAGCCGACGAAGGACGAGUUGAUCUCCUUGGUGACGACGAGCUGCGGCUUAGGAGAUCUUCACGGUGCUGGAGGGAGGAACAGAGGACUGCCUCUUUUUUCUGUCUAUCAAGAGGCAGAGGAACUGGUUCUGUGUUACAGGGAAGGUGGUGGUGGGGUAUUGGUGGAAUUCGCAUUAAGAAGUUGGGCGGCCUAUUCCAACAGCUCGAAUUUCUUGCAUAUAUUCGUCUGUGCUUCGGACUGCGACUCUGUUUGCGCGCUGAGGACAAUGACAACCCUUCUAAAAGCGGACUCUGUAUUGUACUCAGUAUAUCCCGUUUUUGGGUUUGAUGAUAUUGCAAGACAUGCAAGCAAGGGGAUGGCCGAUGAUUCUCAGAAUUAUGUGUCUCUCAUGAUCAAUUGUGGGGCGACAGAAGAUUUGCGGCGCUUGCUAAAUGUUGGCAAGCGCACACUCAUUUUUGUUAUUGACAGCCAUCGGCCCAUUCAUUUACAGAAUCUAAACCAAUUCAAUAAGCAGGUUGUCAUUGUGUACACUGAUGAGGAUGAAGCAGAGUUGAACACAGCUUAUUCAUUUCCAGUUUCUCAGUUAGCAAAUAAUCCUGAAUCUGAUAGCGAGUUUGACGAAUCAGACUUGGAAUCUGACGAGGAUGAGGAUGAAGAUGAGGAGGAUGAUGACGAUGAUGAAUUUGGGGGACUUCGGGUGCGAGGUGCGAGGACAAGAAGAGGAGCAGACACUGUAGAUAGGCAAGAGAAGCGCAGGCGACAGAAGCAGAGAGUAGAGUAUUAUUCUAGGGGUUCCUUUUACGGCCGUCCAAGUGGUUGCGUCAUGUAUGACAUUGCACAUCAGCUCCGCAGAAACACCAAUGAACUGCUUUGGUUAUCAUGUGUCUCUUUAACAGAUCAUUUCAUCCACGAGCGGUUGACUCACGAGCGCUACCAGGCAGGCACGAUGGAGCUUGAGCAGCAGAUCAAUAGCUUAGGAAACCUUGAAGUUGUGACGCAAGCGACACUGGAGGAUGGUACUAAAGUACAUGUGCCUGAGGUGGAUCGUAUCACUUACGAAGAAGAGCCUCGCUUAAUGCUUCUUCGGUUUUGGAGCUUGUUUGAAGCAAUGGUGCACUCGACAUAUGUUGCAACAAAGCUGAAGACAUGGAGUGAACCAGGGCGAAAGAGGAUGAAGCUGCUUCUUGUGGGCAUGGGCGUGCCACUUGUCGAAUCCUAUCAACAGUACUUGCACAUGAAUCGGCAAAUCAAGAGACGAUUGAAGGAGGAGUUUCAAAGACGAUCUCCGGAGUAUGGACUGACAGAGCUGUUUUACAGAAGCUUCCAGAAGUUCCGCGGUUUUAAGUAUAGGGUUUCUGCUGCAGAUGUGGUGUACUCCGUCACUGCUUUGCUAGAGACUCCAGACCAGGAUGGCAAAAGCUUUCAGGACAAUUUCUGGCAUGCAUGUGCUGCUAUAUCAAUACUCUGUGUUCUCACCACUGUGCAGUACACUCUGAACGCCAUCGUUGUCGUGUUCUAUUCUGUCCCACAUGCGAAAGCGGAUUGCUCCCCUAUGGACAUGUGCGAUUUCUUUCCUAUUCCAGCCACCAUUAUGUCCUCAAAACACUUCAGAUUUCUGACAGUUGAGGAUGUGGGGGAUUCGAAGCUGAUCGCGAAGCCUUUGGUGCUGACAAGGCUAGCACAUUUCCUCCUGGACGCCCUUCGGGAACAAGGAAGGGCGUCGAAGCCGCUCUCCAUUGCAGCUAUUGUCCCAGGCUCGGACAAAGCAAUAGUUGUUGGUGUUACGCAUCGGCCUCGGCUUGGAGAUCGUUCUGGAAACAAGUUUGGAAUCUAUUUUCGAAAAGCGGCAGAGAUGUGGGGAGGUGAUUUCAAGCAAGAUGGUUUCGAGUCAUGCUGGUUAUGGCUUGGGUCGAAAGAAACCAGCAAGUUCUGGGACAUUCUUCAGGAUCAGUGGAUGUGAGACAGUGUUCCACUCUAUUAUGAUCUCUCCGCAGCGCUCUAUGUUAUGGCAGUGUUUGCUUCAGGCACAUUGUGGUGGUUCCCAAAUCCCAAAUCACGCCAGUGCUUCGCAUC